Messenger RNA from Arachis ipaensis, 966 nucleotides. RefSeq names its product indole-3-acetic acid-induced protein ARG2-like. Lineage: Eukaryota; Viridiplantae; Streptophyta; Magnoliopsida; Fabales; Fabaceae. Gene Ontology annotation, cellular component: mitochondrion. Gene Ontology annotation, biological process: response to stress. The record is from RefSeq and is a predicted model, not a curated record.
AUCACAACUUAACAAUAAAGUUUAAUCACAAAUCACAAUUACAAAUAAUAAUAAAACAUGGCUAGCUCUUUUUUCACUAAUAAUGUGAAGUUUCUCUCUGCUCAUGUUCUUGGAGGAUUCUCCAUCUCUCUUAUUACCAGACGUACGUACGCGGUGGCAACAGCACAAAGUGUAGCAAGCGGAGGAAGAGCCACCAUAAGUGGCAGCAAAAUGGGGCCGGCGACGGUGGAAGAAAAGGUGGCAAUUGCUAAAAAGGUGUCAUGGAUGCCGGACACAGUCACCGGUUACUACAAACCAGAAAACACCAAUGAGAUCGAUGUUGCUGAGCUCAGAGCUUCACUUUUGACCAAAAAAUUCAACCAUUAAUAAUAAUUAUGUGACUCCAACAAAACAUAGGUUAUGAUUACAACAAUAAAAUUCUGAUUAUGUUUCAUGUAUGAUAUACUAGUAGCAAAAGGUGAUGAAUUCGGACAUGAAGAUUGUGAUUUAAUAGGAUCCCGCUAGGGAGACAAUGGACUAUUUGUACAAUGUGUACAAUGGGUUAUUGAGUUACAAAAUGAACAUCUUCCAUACUAUCUAGAAUAACCAUCCGAGUACUAGCGAUAAUAAACAUCUUCUCAAAAGCUUAAACUAAUUUUGGGGUUCACCAAGAAUCGAACUCUUGACCUUUUAGAUCUAGAGCUCUAAUACUAUGUCAUGAUACCGCUCAUCCCAAAAACUUCAGCUAAUAGAAAAAGGUAACACUAAUGAUUAUAUCUCUAAUACUUCCUAAACUUCUAUUGUACACAUUGUAUAAAUAUUCUAUUGGCUCCUCAUACUUUCCCGAUUUAAUAUUUCAAGCAUCGUUUGUGAUUUGUGAACCUUACUUAAUUGAACCUCUAGGCGAAUAUUAGCAACUCUUACUGUAUUUUCUUUUUUCGGAAUAAAUACUCAAAUUGGUAUUCCAGUUUCUAUUGAAUUAUUAAA